Molecule: messenger RNA, 20686 nt
Organism: Motacilla alba alba
Lineage: Eukaryota; Metazoa; Chordata; Aves; Passeriformes; Motacillidae
Gene: LRRC4C
Product: leucine rich repeat containing 4C
Exons: 8
Coding region: 18077-19993 (638 amino acids)
Biological process (GO): modulation of chemical synaptic transmission; regulation of axonogenesis; synaptic membrane adhesion
Cellular component (GO): postsynaptic density membrane; glutamatergic synapse; plasma membrane
Molecular function (GO): cell-cell adhesion mediator activity
Source: RefSeq, a predicted model, not a curated record
GCAAAAUGCAGUAGAACAGGGACAGAGACAGAGCUGGCAAUCAUCUCGGUGCAGGCUGCUGAAUGUAGGGGGUGGGGGGGAUGCAGCAAAGCAAGAUUAAUAACCUUGCCAUAAUCCUGUGCACCCUGGAAGGAGAUACCUCCGGUGACUGAGCUGUUCUUGUCUUGAUUAAUUGGACUGAGUGAAUGAGUGGCUGGCAAUCCACCUGGUUUGGAGGCAACCCCCUGGUUUUGCUGCUCUCUGAAUCCUCUACCCAUCUGGGAAGGUAACAGUGAGACAUACCAUCUGCAGCACACACAGCAGCUAUUGGAGGCUACUACUGACAGUUUGCACUACAGUUUUUUGGUGAGCAAGAAGGCAGGUAUAUUGUACAGUAGGAUAUUUCUGUGCUCAAGCUACUGAAUUUCACAAUCUGGUCCUUCAGCAACCCCCUACGCUCCCUUUCCAAUUGCCUUUGAGUUCUGGGCUUACUUUUGGCAUAGUCUCCUGGACGCAUUUUGCUGGGGAUAGAAGAGCAGUAAAUGGAACCUCUGAAAACUAAUUGUUUUGCUUCUGUGUGACUCGAGAAAGAAAAAAGCUUUAAGAAUCACAUCCACUUUGAGGAAUUUAAAUUUCUCUCUGAGAAGUUUAUAGAGGAACUGUACUAAAGAAAUGAAUUCCUUUAUUGCAAGAAAUUGUGGUUAUUUAUUGAUUCAGAAAGAAAACAGACUGAUGUUCUCUUGGGUCUUCUGAACUUCACAUAAUCACAGUCUUUAGAAAAAUAACUGCUACCUUUUUUGAGAGAAAGAUCUAAUGGGAUAGGGAAGUGGGAACUCAUUACUGAAAAACACCCGAGUGAUUUGGAAGAUAGAUUUUCAUGUCGCCAGCUGAUCCCUGAGGCUCAACAUCCAUCCUUUGAACAGAGAGUUAAGUAAAACCUGAGAAGAUGUUUUCCAUGUUGCUCUUUUGAAAGGGACCUUGCUGACUAACUGAUUUAAUGGGCAUAUCUGUUUACAGGCACUUCUGUGUUUUCCAGUACAGUAAAUGCUUUUCCUUGUAGAGAAGAAAUAGCUUGGUGGUUUUUUUUGCUUCUGUCUCUUGAGUUUAGCUGUGUGAUAUUCCCAUUAUACUCUGCACUGCUGAUGCUUGACAUGUAGGAGUUGAAAUAAUCAGAACUGAUUGGAAUAAUCAGGAUGCAAUAGCUCAAUAUUGUACCAUACAAAAAGAUUCUGUAGGCAGAGGUGCUUUAGUCUCCGCUGUUUCCCUAAUUUCCUUUACACUGCAAUGAUUAUUUUCUUUAAGACAUUUGUGAUGGUUUUUCCUCUUUAGUACUUCCAAAAUAUUUUAUUUAGAAAAGAAAAAUCUGAUGUACCUUAUGUUUACUGGUAUAUUAAAGCAUGUGCUUCAAGAUAGCAGCUGGGUUGUAUGAAUAAUUAGUUUUGUUUCUCAGGAUAAAUAAAGGAUGAUUCAACCAAAAAUUACACAAGUCUUCUGUUUUAACUUUAUUCAAAAUAUUCUUUUUUUUUUGUUUGUUUUUAACAAUAAUGUCUAUCAUUUUUGUAGGGAACACAGGAAGAAAAUAUGGUUGUGAGAAGACAAAACCAAGUUUGUAUUAGAAAAAACAUUAGGAGCCUUUGAAAUAAAUAUUUCCAUGAACACUUUUUCAAAGUGGCUAUAAAAUAAUAAUAACUUGUUCAAUUCUACAAACAGAAUAAAUCUUCUGCUUAAUAUGUCAUAGACAGCUACUCUGCUGUCAUGUAAAAUAUUGGAGGACAUUAGACUGGAUAAUCUAAUGAUUGGUGGAAACAGUGGGGGUCACUUUGAUAUUGUCAAAGUAGUUUGCAUUCAGAUAGUUGGAAUUGUUGGGUCAUUUAAUUAUUUCUAAAAUAUAUUAUAUGCCUCAUUCCUUUCUCCUUGGAUUUGGGGUCUAGUCCUCUGCCUCUGCAGUUUUGAGUUUUAGAUUAUUCAUGCACCCAUUUCCCCAGGAAAAAAAAGGUUAAAAUGAACCGAGGCUGAGAGAGUUGAGACUGUUUAGCCUGGAGAACACAAAUUUCAGGAGGGAAAUGUAUUGCCUAUUAAUACCUUAAAGGAGACUAUAAAGAAGACAGAGACAUGCUCUUUUCAGCAUUACCCAGUAAGAGGACCAGAGGCAAGAGGCACAAACUGGAACACAGGAAGUUUGCUAAGAACACCAGAAAAGCACUGGAAUAGGUUGAAGUACUGGAAAAGGAUGUCAUGGAGUCUCCCUCUUAGGAGAUUUUCAGAAGCCAUCUGGAGACUGUCCAUCUUACACGUUAAGAUGUUAGUAUAGCUUUGUCAUUGUUUGGUGGUGCUGUUGAGUUUCCACCAAUGAAAGCAGCAGUAUUGCUAUUGAUUUCAAUGACAGAAGUAGGUGCUUAGUUCGGAGUUCUAUUUUUUUAUUAUUGUUUUGAAUACAGGAUUAAAGAAGAAUUAGAACUGGGAACUUCAAUUUGAAAGUUGUAUUUCUGGUUUAGCUGAUGGCUUGCCCUGUGACCUGGGGCAAACAGUUUUAAAAAUUUGUGCCUUCAUUUUCCAGUUUGUAGAACCCAGACAAUAAAAUGUAUCCACCUUGCAGGGAUGUUGUUUCAAUUAGUGCUUGUGAAAUGCUCUGAGAUCCAGAGAUAAAAGGCAGGGUAGCAAUAGGAACUAUUGUUAUUUUUAUAUCAUUAUAAUACAUGUUAGCUCUUUUAUAUCAUUAUUAUACGUGAAAUUAAUCUUUAUCUAUCAAGAGACUUAUAACUCACUCCUGGCUACCUCUUUUGUGCAUUGUCCUUUCCUCUCUUUACUGAAGAUAUAUGUCACAUUGGUAUAUAAUUGUAGUGAGUUUUAUAUCUCUGUGCACUGUUUCAUGAGAUAAUAGAUAUUUUUUAAAGCUGGUGGAAAUAAUUUUUGCUUGUUGACUGUACUGAUUUUACUUGGGUGAUAUUAGAUAUUUUAGCUGUUUUAAAAAUAUAUUGUAAUUAAUAAUUCAUUGUUUUUAAGUGGGACUAAAAUAAAAUGCUGUGUCAUAUGGCAUUAUAGCAAUUUUUUUAAGUGUACCUGUAUGAAAAUCAUAAUGUGCACUUGCUUUAGUAUCUGUAUUAUUGCAUAUCAAACCUUAGAAUAGGUAUGAUAUGUCACCUUGAAGAAUGAAACUUAUUUACUGCACACAAUGUCUAAUAUAUUACUUUUAUUGUAUCUGAAUUGAAGCAGGGUUUGUUACAUGACAUUUACUUGCAGGCCUGAAUCCCUCAAGUAUUAAUCAAACAUAUUGCAUAAUGCCAAAACCGUUUUGAAGAGAAAAAGCUAUGCAAAGUAGUAUUAACAAUAGGUGAUGUGGAGUCGACUAAUUGAUGUUCUUGCCUUAUGUAUCAGGUCAUUUUUAGUGGCAGGUAACUUGGCGAAUGAUGGUGAAGGGCCUGGAGGGGAAAACAUCUGAGGAGGUUGAGAUCACUUGGUCUGUUCACCCUGGAGAAAAGGAGACUGAGGGGAGACCUCAUUGUGGCCUAAGCUUCCUCACAAAGGACAUUGGAGGGGCAGACGUUAAACUGUUCUCUCUAAUCACAAUAAACUGUGUCAUGGGAGGUUUAGGUUGGAUAUUAGGAAAAGGUUUUUCACCUAUAGGGUGUUUGGGCACUGAACAGGCUCCCCAGGAAGCGGCCACAGCACCAAGCCUGACAGAGUUCCAGAAGUGCUUAGACAGUGUUCUCAGGCAUUUGGUGUGACUCUUGGGGUGUCCUGUGCAGUGCCAGGGGGUGGACCUGAUGAUCCUUGUGGAUCCCUUUUUAUUCGGGUUAUUCCAUGGAUCUCUCCAUCAUGUGCAAAUAAUUUUCUAUUAAUAUUAUCAACUAAUAUUAGUUAUUUAAAUUGAAUAAUACUAAUUUAUCAUUGAUUGUUUAAAAUUGUUUCAUGCAAAUUAUAUUAUUUUUGAACACUGUUAUUUAGACAGCAUAAAUAAUAAGCAGAUAUGUAAAGAAUAUAUUUGAUUUUGAAAUCUAAUACAUUUUUAAUUGUUUUUCUUUAUGUAGUCAUCAUAUGGUGCAUAAUGGUCAGCCCAAGUUAUUACUAGAUCAUAAAGACAAGUGGAUGAUGGACAAAUGACUGCUGCAGAAACUAACAGGGACUUCAGUUAAGGUGUUGCUGCUCUGAACUGCAUUUUUUACCAGUCUCUGUCCUCUUAUCUCUUGGGCCAUAGGACCGAUUUUUCAGUGAACCUCAGAAGCACUUUAGUGUGGUUUGUGUGGUUUUGGGUUAAAACAUUCCAUAUCCUUCCAUGCAACAGUUUGCAGUCGCAGUGGAGGAGCAUUACAUACAUGCUACUUCUGUUGUUGGGUGGAAAGCUGUAGCAAGGAGGUUGUUAGAGUGGAAAACAGAAAGUUACACAGUCAUAGGGGCUUUUUGCAAUUGUUUGACCAAAGACAGAUUUCAGCCUCUUGUGAUUUAAGUUAAAAAGUGGUUAAUACUUAAGUAACAUGACAUGUUUAUGUAUCUGUAUCUGUGAAUACAGGUAUCUAUAAAACUGUUUGCACUGUGAAGAUUGAAUCCUGAGGUGAAUAUUUGCAGACUGAAGUGAAUUUUUCUGAUCUCGAUUAAUUAUUAUGCUAUUUCAUUUCUAAGAGUAUGUUUUUUCAUCAAAAUCCAUGUCAUUUUACAAGUGUGUUAUACUGCUAAUGGUGAGUAAUAGGAGAUUAAUUAAGCAUCGCUUCUGCCACAAACAAAUACUGUACCAUAUGUUUUUCUUUUGCAUUCUUCUUUUGCAUUGGUUUUACACAUGGAAAUAAAAGAAGCACUAAAUAAAAGGAAUCUCUAAUGGCAUUAAUGUUGCCACUUUUACUUUGAAUGGAUGUUUUGCGACCAUUUUAACCUCAAGCAAAGAAACUGUUGCCCCACUCAGCCUAACUUAAUUGAUGUCACAGCUAAACAGAAGUGAUUCAUCCACAGCAACUCUAAUGUUUUCAUGGAGUUAAGUACAUAAUGAGAUAAAGAGUACAUUCUACUCAUGCAGAGUCUUUAAUGUGGAAGUUAAAGUGUCUGCUCACAAAAUAAGACUUUUAACAACUGACAAUUUUGGUCUUGAACGUGCUUCUUUCCUACUUGCACAAACACUGAAACAUUUCAAUGGUCUGUACUUAUAUUUUGCAAGACAGACUUCAGAAGACAGUUCUUAGUAUCCCUCUAAAAAAAAAAAAAACAAACCCAUAAAACAACAGAAUGCUCUGAAGUAGAAGAAAGCUUGAUAAAGGUCUUUCAGAAUAUUUGAACUUGACAGAAAUAUUGUUCUCAGUAGAAGCUUUGCCUUGGAUUGAAAUGGAGUCAGGGUUCAAUCUCUUCAGUCUAAGUACAUGAUACUUUAUCCAAACUGGGAAAGUAAAGUGAUGUGUGCAUUUUUAUUUUAUUUUUAAUUCAGACAUUGAAUUUGUGGUUUGAGGUUUUCUUCAGGCAUGGAAAACACUCUUUAGAAACUGUAUUUAUCCAUUGACUUUCCUGGUAAUGUUUCAAAAUCCCUCUCUAGUCAUAAAUUUGUGUCUUCUUAUUAAAAUAAUUGACCUUCAUAAAAAUGUGUUAGUUGUUCCUUUCCUUUUUUCCCUCUUUCCUUUUUUUUUCCUUCCUAUUGCCAAUCAUACAUCAAACUGGUGACUAUCAUGUCAAAUACAAUGUAUGAAUAGUUUGGCGCAGUUUAUGUCCUGCAGAUUUUAUCAGUGAUUGUUUCUAAGUGACUAUUUUUAAUUAGGACACCAAUAGGAAUAUCAUUCAUUACUGAGUUGUAUCUAUCAUGUAUGUGGCUUGCUUCUUUCUUUCCUUACACCCACCUGCCUAUAUUAAAAAAAAAGAAGAAAAAAGAAUGAUUUUUUUAGCAAGGUAUUUGAUUGAUAUUAAAGUGAAUUAUAUAAAAGAAAACUUGUCAGGAUUAGCAGGUUUCUGAAAAUACUUUGCAGCAAGUUGCAUUUGCUAAAACAGUACUAAUGAAAGUCACAAAGUUCCUUUCAUUUGAUGAUAAUGAAAUUAUGCAUUUUAGUUACACAUUGUUCAUUAAGAAAAAAUCACUUUGCUGCUGCUAAGCAUUUUUUUUUUUUGAUGCACAAUCUUUUAUUAUGUCUUCCCAGGGAUAUUUUUGUUGAGAUGUUAUUAAGCAAGAAUAGCAGUGCACAUAAGAGUUCUCAUAAGAGAUAAUAACCUUUGUGCAGAGUUGGACUGCCAGCUUCCUGAAGCAGUAAGGUAUUGAACUCAUGCUUAAGUGGGGCUGUAUUUGAGCUGUACUUAAAAAGGCUGGAAAAGUUACUCCAUUCAAACUGGAAAAAAGAUUUGAGAAGUAUGAAGGACAGAAAGAAAGGAGAACAUAAAUGGAAGAGAGGAUGCAAUGUAUGCAAACCUAUUUCAUAGAAAGGACAGGGGAGGGUUCAAGUGAAAAAUGAAGCUUGUACAAUCUUUAUGUCUGGUAAUGUUAGUGAAUUACCCUCUGAUGGUAUAAACAGAUGAGUCAGAAACAGGAUGAUGAAACAGAUUUCAAAAUAAUGAGUAAAUUUUUUAGUAUAGCAAACUGCUGGUUUAUCCUGCUGUUGGAACAGUAAUUUAUACAGAGAGCUGGUGAAUAUUAAAAUGGUAAUCAAAAUUAUGAAUCAUAUAUGCUUAAUGAGACAUUUGAUGUGAGAUGCAAGUUUGCAUUGAAAUGAAAUUCCACAUUGCAGAGUGAAAGGUGUAGCCCACCAUCACAACAUUUAUGAGAGUAUGGAUUAAUGAAAGAAAUGUCACAAUUCUGACCGUAUGUGGUAUGGAUUUGCUUAUCACAAUUGAAUUCACUGGUGCCUUGGAAGAAAGACAAGAAAAGCUGUAUAGGCUCUUGUUGUCUUAAAGUGUUUCUGUGGCCUGCAGAAAGUACUGCAACUCUCAAGUUAAAAGAAUUAAAUUAAAAUUGAUCUAAUUAAAUUAUUAUGUUGUUGAGAAAGCAUCAUGUUGCUUUUGCUCACAAAAACAUGGUAAUGUUGUUAUUCAAAAAAUGCAUUUGCUCACAUUCAUGAACAAUUUUCUAGUCUUUUUUAGCAGAGUAUUUUAUCCUGAAAAGGUGCCAGUCUGCCAAAAAGUCAAAAUUAUUUUUAUUUAAUUUUCAUAAUCUAAAUUAAUGUCAGGAGUAAGACUUUUUGGAUGGUGAAAUGUAAUUUCUAUACAGUAUUUACCUCCAAAACACUUGAGGAAAAAAACCCAACUAAAUCCCUAUGGAACAUAGGAUUUUUCUAAUGGAGCAUUUUUGUCCAGUAUUACAUGAGAGAGGCAAGUUAGAGGCUACCUCUUUAUUUGACUGAUGCAAUAUUUUUUUUCCCAUUAAAGAGAGACUGUCCAUUAGAAUACAGUCUGGGCUAUGCAUUAUAUAUUCAUAGAGCAACAUAACUAUUGUUCCUAGAGAAAAAUUAGAGGAAAUUUAUCCUGGCACAAAGGAAGUAGAUUUGUUGUUUCCAAAUUAUUGAUAACAAAUUAUUUCUAUAGGCUGAAAAAAGAAACACAGAUUUAAUGAAAGAUUUCUGUAGGGAAUUUUUAGAUCAUCCUGAAGUGUGUUGGUCUGUGAAGGCAUUAAGUAGUUUAUAAUACAUAUUGUACUUGGAAUUUCUAUGGCAUUACAUUAUAUAAUCAGGGAUGCUGCAGAUUCUUCUGUUGUUAUAUUUAAUAAAAUCUGAAGGCUUCAGUACAAAAAACAUGCAUUCCUUAAAUAGCAGAUUCAUUUAGAAGUGAGUAGUCUUGGUCAAUGGUCAUUAACAUCAGGCAAUGGCAAUUCAUUUGUGCUUGUUUAUUUUUCUUUGGUUGUUUUUUUUUUUGUUGUUGUUGUUGUUGUUGUUUGGGGUUUUUUUCUUGUUUGGGUUGUGGUUUAGUUCCAGCUGGCAACUAAGCCAGACACAAGGGGAUGUGGGAGAGAUUUAGAAGAGCAAAAGAGAAUAAACUUUUGGGUUGAGAUAAAGACAAUUUAAUUUUUUAUUAAAAAUAAUUUAAUAGGUAAAGCAGAAGCUGUCCUCCAAGCAAAGCAAAACAAGGGAUUAAUUCACUGUUCCCGUGGGCAGAUGUUGAGCCACACCCAAAAAAGGCACUGCCCCAUCACAUGCGAUGGUUACUCGGGAAAACAAACGCUAUCACUCCAAAGGUCCCCACACUACCUUCCUCUUUCCCCAGAUUUAUAUGCUGAGCAUGACACCAAAUGAUCUGAAAUAUCCCUGUGGUCAGUUGGAGUCAGCUGUCCCAGCUGUGUUCCCUCCCAGCUUCUUAGGCAUCCCCAGCCUCCUUGCUGGGGAGAAGCAGAAAAGGCUCUGAAACUCUGCAAGUGCCAUUUGGCAGUAACAAAAACAUCUCUGUAUUACCAACCCUCUGCUCAGCGCAAAUCCAAAACACAUCCCCAUACUAGCCACUUGGAAGAAAAUUAACUCUGCCUUAGCCAAAACCAGCACAGUUUUCUUUUUCUAUGUAUUGGCCUUCAAUGGUGACCAAGAGCUACAUAGAUGAUUUGUGGGCAUUUCCAUAAUUUGUUAAAUUGGUCAAACUCCUGUGAAGAUUCCUAUGCAUUGUUAAUUUAGAUUACAAUUUGAGGUUGGGGAAAGAAACAAAAUGUCAUUUUUUAUAAUUAGCUGGAAUCUCUGUAAAAUACAUUUCCAUAUAUUUUGAUAGAAAUUUUACAUGAGUGUUCAAAUUCAGGAAUCAUUGUGUAGUUCUUAUGUCUGUUCUAUGUAUUGUGGAAGUACUAAUGUUUCAUCACUUGGAGUUAUUAGACCAUGGUUUUUAAUGUUCACUACUCUCUGCCAGCCCCCAUCCCCCUAUUCUGCUCACAGAAAUAUUUUCACAACUUAGUUCACAACAGUGUGGAUGAUUUCGGGAGAGGAAGCUUAGUACAACAGACUUUACUCUCCAGUACUGAUAUUUGCUAUGCAAAGUUCAGAGAAUCAGAAAAUUAGUGUUAAAAGUGGUUGAGAUAUUUUUCUGUAGAUAGGAAGGGAGCAAUUGUAUUAAAUGUCAUAUUUUCUGUUUUCGCUUUUGUGAAUGUGACAGCUCUGUAAAAUGCUGCCAACAUUUGUAUGGUGCCAUAAAUGUAUCUAACAACUAGCCUUCAUCUUCUCUUAUAACAAGACAUGAAUUAAGUAUGUUUACAGUUGGCAGCAAUCCAUUUCAGUGCUGGGAUAUAGUAUUGGAAUUAUGUGCUUCUCUCCAGCCCUUUCUCUCCUGCCCUUUAAAGAGCAUGAUGAAAUUCACACAGUUUAAAAGGUAUUAUAUGAAAGAAAAAUUGUAAGCCUUUGUCUUUUGACAAUAGAAGAAAAUUACUGACCAUUUAUAUAUGUGCUUUGUUCAAAUAAGUGAUUCAUAUUUGAGUAUUCAUAAUGUCUUUUGUUAGUUUCAGUGAAAAGGAAGAACAACAUGAAAAAUAUAGAGACUCACACUAUAAAAAUAUUAUUAAGUUAUAUGUUUUAGACUAAAAGUAAACAUCCAUCGCUGUUCCUCCUUUCCAAAUUUUCCUCUAGUAAUUCAAGUCAAAAAGAAAAUAAACAAUAUAGUAGUAGAAAAAUGCCUUAGAUUUUUACAUUGUUGUUUUUGUACAUUUAGCAUGGCACCAUUGAGCUUGUAUUGGCUCAAAUAAUGGAAAUCAGUUUCAUGAGGUAUUUAUUCUACAACAACUUAAUUAAUCUGCAAAAAUUAUGCUACAAUUUUCAUCAAAAGUAGUGCAGUUACUGUAAAAAAAUUGAGAUGGAAUUAUGAUGGAAUUAUGGGUGAUUUAAACUUUUGCCAUGUGAGGCAUGACAUGAAGAGCUUGGUAUAAUUUGUAACAAGAGAACAGGUAAAGGUCCAUUGAUGACAGUGCCUCAUUCUCUGGACCAGUCUGGAUGGCUUUUGCUCUAUAGAAAGAGAGGACGAGCAGGAUAUGCUCCAUUUAAAGGUAAAAAGCAGUAAUUUGUUGUCUGAGACAUGAAGGAUUAACUGGAAUUAGCAAUAAGCUUAGGCUGACCACUAACAUGCUUCAUCAUCCUCGAUGAGGCAAGUGGGGUGGGUCAGGGUCAGUUGCUGUGGCUGUGUGGAAUAGGAUGGCCUGUGAUGUUCCUGUAUUGCCAUGUUUGAACUCUAUUUUCCCCCUUAGGUAUUUAUACAUUUUAUUGCAUCAGUGUUUUUUCUCUUAAAACCUGAGAUGCCCCAUAGUUCUUUUCUUCUCUAUUUUACCUCUGCAGUUUUACCUUUCACAUCUCACUUGACUAUAGGCUAUGUAGUUUGUCACAGCUCCUUCCUGUAAAAGAAUAGGUUUCUUAAAAGUCUUAGCCAAUGUUAUGCAUGAGUUAAAACUAGUAUGGAGUCACAGAAAAAUGAACCCCUCCAGAGAGAAAUAGAGAUCUAUUCUUCGAUUUCAGGGACUGAUCUACAGCUCAAACCUGAAGUGGCCUUGAUUCCAUUAAGCCAAUAGUAGUGUUACUGUGGAACUAAUGAGGCCUAAAAUUUUCCCUUGAGUCUCUAGGUGCUCAUUCCUGAGAAUUUUCAGCAAUUACUCUGUUUAACAGCAUUUUAAAUUAAUAAUAGUGGUUUUAUUUGGAUGUAUAUUUGAUAAGUAAUGCUGCUUGUUCAAAGAUGAUGUGCCUAUCUUUGUUUUUUGUUUGUUUUUUUUUUUAUGUACAUUCUUUAACUCAUUUAACCAAUAAAAAGGUGACACAUUUCCCAAGAGCUAACCUAAUUUUUAGAGGCAGGAUUCCACAAAUAUUUUGGGUUCUUGAAGCGUCAGAGAAAAGUAACAUGGGCACAAACUUAGAUUAUAGUGGAAAAGAGUUUAUACACUAAUAAACAGAGGUUUGCAUUUGGGCUGACCAGGAUGAAAGUUCUGUUUUGAAUGUUUCCCUUCUUGAUUUCCAGAGAACUAUAACAAGUGCAGUGACAAGGUUGCCAAAUGGAUUGAUCUUUUCCUUGUCUUUCCUUUUCAACUCUACACAUCUCAUCCACUGAGUGUUUCCACAAUAUUUGUUAGCAUACUCUUCCCUCAACUUUGAAACAGUACCAGGAACUGAAAGAAAUGGCUGAAGAGGAGACAUGAUUAGGAAAUGAACCACUGAAUUUGUAGGAGGAUACAAAACUCUUCAGUCUCUCAUCCAGCCAUGACCUGCUUGUCAUGGAAUGUCAGUGUAAUACUCUUCCUUCUAAUGUGUUGCUGACUCUAAUGUGUCUGCAUGGGAAAAAAAAAUUAAAAAAUGCUUUAAGCUCUGCUUUUGGAAUCUAUCCAGAAAUAUUUUUCCCUAAGCUUGUAAGAAACAGCUGCCAGGACUUCACGAGUCCCUAAAUGUCCUCCUCAUAAACAUUGCAUUAAUAAUGUGCUUGGUCAAUAAUUUCACAGAGGACUGAUCCGAGGAUAUACAGAGAGGAAACCAGGAUAUGAGGGAUAAUGCUAGACUUCCUGCCAAAAAGAAAAAAAAAAAAAGUCUUUGUUUCAUGCUUCAUUGUCAGAGUUAGUUUAACUGAUUGGUUGUGAAAGUGGAGUAUAUGCUAUAGGUAUCUCCAGUAUCACCUGUCUUUCCUCUUAAUAUAUUGAGAAGUCUGUUUGCAAGUCUAGAGCUUUUCCCCUCUGUUGUAAAGUCAUGGCUGGGCAAGCCCAGCCCCUGGACUUACACCUCAGCUGCAUAUUUCUGAGAAGUUUAGAAAUUCAUAUCAACUUUUAAAACUAAAUAAAAGUUAUAGCAGCAUCCAUUGUAUCUGAAGGUUUUUUUUCAUAUAAAAAUGGUUUACUGAAUGCCGGAAGAACAGAGACACAAACAGGAUGUGAAAAGACUAUAAAGAAAAUGCUGUGGACUGAAUUGCCUGGCCUAAACUAGAUCAAAUUUCAUGUUUGUUUUGGAACAAAAUUAAUUGUGUAUUAGUUGCUUUUGCAAAAAUCUGAGCACCAUUGGAUAACAAAACUUUAAAGAGAACUAUAAUCUAUUUAUUAGUGGCAUAUGUGAUUCAGUAGGUGGUGCUCUUCCCUCUACAGAUAAUUUAUGAAUCAAACAUUGAGGGUGUGGUAGAACAAUGCCUCAUACACCUUGACCCCAGAUGUCUGUGUUUUUUUAGUUAUUCAAUAGACCAUGUCACAACAAUAAUGACAGUAAGGAUAAAUAGCAUGUUUCAGAUGAAGUUUGGAUUUUUCUAUGUGUGCGUAUCUUUCCUCUUGCUUCUUCCCCUCAGGUGUAAGCAUGGACUGGGGCCUGAAUAUUCUCUUAGUCCUGUACCCCAAAGCAGUUCUGAGCAUCUCUGACUCAAGUGACCAUGUUGACAUGUUUCUAUCUCAUUUGCCUAGCAGGUUUCUUAAUCAUAAUUAGUCAUAUCUCUUAUAUCUUCUUUCUCCUUCACUGAAGGAUCAGCUGUUCUGUUGCUAAUGAAUAUUCCUUCCUUGUCCCAUUGCCCCUUAGGGCCCCCUUCCGCCACCACCACCACCACCACAAAAACAAAACAAAAAAAAAUAGAAGAAGAAGCCAAAAACUCUCAUAAUUUUCUCAGGUAUGGAUAACAAUCUAACAGAGUCUCAUGAGUUUUCAUGUACUCACAUUUCAUCUAUACAUUCCUUGCAAUAUUUUGCUAGCAAUAGCCCCUCCAGCAGGCUCUUCAGAACCCAAGAAAGCAGGACACUAAUGAGGUCUCAGGUCUUUUUAUACCAUUAAUGCAUUGAAAGGAAUCCCAGAUUUAAUUCUGGAUGCUUGUGAAUUCUAAUAAAUAUUCAUUCCACCAGUCCUUUCUCAGGCACCUCAACUACUUUUUUACGCUUAUGAUUCAUGUAGUUGGAGAAAAGACCUCAGAAGAUGAUUGUGGAAAGCUGCUCAUGGGAAAUGUGUGCAUUCCUGUUGGCACUCCUUUGAGUGCUAUCACACAGCAGCCAGUCAGCUGCACUUAGCAUCUGGAAUCUAAAAGGAAUGAUCUUGCACUUCCAACUUAGAAUUUAGAGGUGCCAAACAGGUACCAUUGAAUUGUUAGGUCUUCUUUGACCUUACUAAGCUACGUAUAAACAUGUAAUAUUGACUCAAGUUUUUCUGAGUCAAGGUAUAACUUUAAAUACAAACACAUGGCAGUAUUUGGUGAGUUAGUAAUGUUCCAUUCUCUUGUCUUUUUCACUUCUGCUUCAGGGGCUCAGCCACGAAGAGUGACCAAAGUCUCAUGGGCUUCUCUGUCAGUGUAAUGCAAACUUGUACACAUGAAACCAUAUUUCUGUAGGCAUGUGAACAUAAGCUUAUACAGACAUAAUUUUUACAGGAAGAUUAAAUUUUUUUUAUGUGAGGCAUAUGAGUCUAGCUUAAAGUCUUCUAUAAAUGAUGCACAAUGAAUUUAGGCUGCUGAAGUGCUUUGACGUUAAAUGAAUCCUGUUUAUGUACAGCAGUCGUCAUAAAAAUGUCAACUCCUGCCAGAAAAUCAUUAUAGAUUCAAUUUUUGUUUUGAAGGAACAUUCUUCUGGAUUGUUGGCAUUCAUAUAUCUGUUGACAGUUUUUGAUUUUUAAUAAUUAUUGCAUGUUUCUUCUUUUUAUCAUAAGUUCUUCUGUUUUGACUAUAGCUAAGGCAUUAUUGUGUUUCCAAUAAUUUUUCUUUUGAGACUGAGUGUCUAAAAACAUGGUAAAAGGUAAGUAGAUCUUUAAGACUGUUCUAAGCUUUUCUUUUGUAUGAUAUGUGAUACUAAUAAUGCCCUACAGUAAAAUGAUCUAAGAACUUCAUUAUGAUAGUUUCAUGAUUCAGAAAGAAAACAUGACAGCUGUAUAUUAUUUCUAAUUGAAAUUACCAAGCUUCUUAGCACCAUGCAAGUGAGUCUUUGAAACAGAAACUAUUCAAUUUAGAUUAUAUGGAUUAUAAUUAAAUCAUUUUACAUUUGCAGGAGCAAUUGCUAUCUUAUUAAGGCCUUUUCACAGAACAGUAAUGCCAUAUGUCUUUGCAUCUAUAUAGGUGUAUACUUUUGAAAUACUUAUAUCAAUCAAAGUUUAAUCUUAAAAUAGAUAAAUACAACAGCACUUUCUCUAUGGAAAUUUUAGUAGUAAUGCAAUUCCUGCUCUUGAGAUAAAGAAAAGAUAUUUUUCUUCAAAUUAUUUUUGUCCACAUUUUUAAGAGAGUGAUACCAGCUCAUUUGCUUAAGUGAAUGGUGUGUUUGCUUUAGCACAGAUGCAGAAAUUACUUGACUGAAUUUGUUUUGUGAUCUUAAGAAACAUAGGAUUUAUUUUUAUUUGCAGAUGACUGCUAAUUUAGGAUCCUAGAAUCUGAGGUACAUCACUUCAGCACAUUUUGUCUUUCUGCUUUCCAUAGAUUCAAGUUGCCCUUAAUUUCUUUGAAAGUCAGUUUUAAAUGCAGGUGCUUAUCAACCCUUCAAAAGAGGCCAUAGAUGACUCAAAGCUGCAGGCAUUGUCAUGUAAAGUUAAGAAAUCUUUUGCCUUUAACAAUAGUCUCUUCCAAGUGGGUGGUGAUGAGAACGAGCUAGUAGUACAUCUACUGACACUGUUUCUGCACUGCCGAUGAGGAGAAAAUUUAAUUCUCCAGGGCUGUCAAUCCAGCAUGAAAUUCAGAUAUUUUUAAAAUUAUUAUUUUAACUCUGUGAGUCAUUCUGUGAUAUGUAAGGAUAUGUGCAAUAAAUAGAUAAUAGGUUAGAUCUAGCCAAAGUGUUUCAGUGUGACACUGAAGACGCACUUGUUAUGCUUUUUUGUCUUGGUGUCAUUUUGUAGCAGUAUUUCUAGAUAUGCAAAAUCAGUGAUUCAAGUUUAGGUAAUUAGAUUUUAAAUUCUGCUCAUUAUCUUCAUAUUAAGAAAAAAAAUCCCACAAAGAAAAUAUAGCAAGAGUGUGUGGUUGUCAUUUCAGACACAAAUUCAUGUCUCAGUCUGAGUCAGUUCCACUUAUCAUAUCUGAUCUCUCAAAACAAGUCCUGCAACAGAACUGAUAACACAUAAUGCUGUAUGAAAACAGAAGUAUUCGUGAAGAUCUAAAAUUCUCCAUAAUUCUAGUAGCAGUUUGUUUGCUGCACAAACAAGAAUUUUGAUUAUCAUUGAUUUAGCCUUAAUGAAUACAGAUGUAUUUAGUCAUGCAGUUAUUCAGCAUUUAGAUAUCUAGCCAUAAUAUUUGACUCAGUGAUAUUGUCAGCAUUGAUGCUGAGAAUUUAAAAUGCUAAACACUGAUGAGUGUUCUCAGUAGUAUGUGGAAAAGUUUGUUAUCAGUUGUUUGUUGUUUGUUUUUUUUCUCAGCAGAAUAUGUUAAAGAGCAAUAAUGGAGAAUAAACUAUACUAAAUACUUUUCUCUUACUGUUUAGCAGAGUUUCUGUUUCUUGUCAUGAGAAAAUUGUACCUCACAAAACUUCUUCAUGUGCAAAUCUUGUAGAAGUUCUCCACGUCUUUAAAUGUUAAAGUUGUUUGUCCAUCACAUAUCAUACAUAUGCAUACCAUGCAUACAGCAAUGUAUGAUACCUACAGAUGAGUUAAAAUCUGAGCAUAUACAGUCUAACAUAGUUAGAUUUUAGAGCUGGAUUCCUCUACAAAUUUAGAUGAUUAUUUUAGAAUAAGAAUUAUGAAAUCCAUUUACCAUACUAAUCAGUUUAAUAUUUAUCUUCCUUUACUAUGUUGAUCAUAAUUUAAUCUUCCUCUUGAUAUAGCAUUUCUAUCCUUUUUUUUAAACUUAUAUACACAAUAUACCUAUAACAACUUGCUAGUAAUUACAUGUUCAAAACCAUAUAGAGUUGCCAUGCCCUGUCCCACUGCAUGGGUCAGGCAUCAAUAUCAAAGAACUAAUUCCAAACCGUUCCUAUCAUAUCUCUCAGCUGAUUCAGUAGGCAGAGUGAAUUUAAAAUACAAAAUUGGUUUAACUUUCACUUCACUCUGUAGAGAAUUCUUGUUAAGGGCAAGCACAUGGUCAUUUCAAAAAUUCUCAGAGCAAGAGGAGAGGACUUCUGAUUUAAGAUUAAGACAGAAAAGCCCAUCAAAAGAAUGAGCAUAUUUCUUUCUGCUAGUGAAGAAGUUUAUGAGUUGCCUAUCAAAGAAAGGUAUCUGAUAUUGAUAUUGUGUCAUGAAUGUGUCCUCCAGAAACUAAGUAGAAGCAUGUAAUGGGAGUUAAUAUUUCAACCAGUAUUAAGGAAAUGAAACAAAUUAAUGAUUUAGCUGUUACACAUGUGUUUACAACGUACUCUUUCUUUAUGAUGGUCUCUAUAAUCUCUAAUUUCCUGAAAUCUGGAGUCAUUCUGAGAGAAAAAUGGAUAGGAAACUCACAUGGUAAAAAAGCUGUCACCCUUUGAUUUCCCUAGUUCUGCUAUCUUCAGGAGGAAAAACAAACAUGCAAUUAUAUUUUGUCAUUGGAAUUUCAAGUAUCGUAUCUAUAAGUUGUAUUAGUUUUCCCCAAAAAGGGUUAUAAAUUAUAAACAACUAAUCUGAUCCUGGUUAUUUUUAUCUUUAACUUCUAUACUGGCAAAGAGAGAUUUUUCUUAUUGCUGUUGGCUUUUAAUUGUUAAAUAACUGGAGACAGUGGUCUUAUAAUGCAACAGUUUCCAGGGACUGUUGUUGCAGUAUUUGUUGGGGCAGUGAGAAAGCUUUAAUUCAACUAUCCUUGACACAGCAGGACUUUUUGACACCUCAGAUUGUUUCAUUCCUUGCCAUCCUAUCAUUCUAGCUCACAUUCUUAUUUUCCUGUAGUAUUCCACAACAUGAGAAGUCUUAACACACUUCAUCACCUCGUUUUUGCCCAUGGCAAUCAAUAUAUUCAGAAAGUGAAUAUACUGUAUUUUUGAGUAAUCUGCUUCAGACAACUCUUCUCACUGUGGUAUUUAACCAAGAUCUAGACCCUAUACAGGUGAAGAAAUCAAGACAUAAGGAAUAGAGGGGUUUGUCAGUGUUGCUAUGCUUUGGUGUUAAAUCUCAUUAAUGUUUAAAAGUGAGUUAUUUCUCAUUCAGUUUAAUAUAUGUGUUUUUAUUUAACCUGGGGUAUUUUUCCCCAAACAAAGUUUUUAUAUUCUCUUCCCAAUUAUAUAAAUCAAAGGUUCUUUUUCCUUUGGGUGUUGGAUUCAGACAGGAGUAGCUAUUUAGUUUUGCAAAAUCAAUAAGAAGAAUCCCUGACAUGGAAUAUAAAAUAAUUCCAUGGGAGGAAGGGAAAUAGGACCUUUAUUUCUAUUUGUAUGUUGUCUCUGAGAAGUUACUAAUAUGGCCUUCACAAUUUUAUCUGAGGAGAAAUAUUUAGUGCGAUAAAUCAAUAAAUCAUUGAAUGUUGAUACCAUGGCUUGCCUAUAUCUAGUGCUCACCAAGAUUUGACUGCAGAUCUGAAAAGGUUUCUAACUCCAGUCUGUUUUUUCCCCCUCUGCCUAUUUGUUGUUCAUGCUAAUCUUGGUGUCUUUUUUACUUUGUGUUGGAGUUUCUCCUAUAGUUCAGCUGUGCCACUAUUUGGAAGCAUUUAUAAGGAAAAAAGAGGAGAAAAAAGCCUCAAUAAACAAAUCCUAGCAAGGCUUUGUUACUGUGUUCAACUUUUGUUUGUCGUGUAAUCAGUAAAAGAAAAUGUCUGGAAUAUUGCAACACCUACUCAAUGUGCGUGCAUAUCAUUGUAUCCACCCUUAACAAAUCCGUCAGUAAUGCCAGGGUGAUGAGGAAUGAUUAAUGGUAGGAGCUACUGAAGUAAACAGCCUUACAAGUAGGAAUAAUUGUAGGACUGAAUUUUUGCAUGGAUUUCUGGCUGGUUUUGAGACCUUCUAUAUUUUAUAUAUGCUUAAAGUACCACCAUUGUUUUUCUUCUGAAAGGUGUUUUAUUCUGUUCAUCACCAGAAGUAAUCCUUUUAACAAGAAACUCUUCCCUAGACCUUGAAGAUCAGAUGUGAUUCAGUAAGGUAGAGAGGCAGGCGUGGAGAGAAUCAAACAGCCCAUCUUGAGAUCAUGCAAAGGCUCUGGAAAUACAAUUCCAGUGAGGCCUGGCUAUAACACUUUUGAUGCCCACAUCACUAGCAGCAGUCCUACAAGCACCAACGGGUGGAUGCUGUGGGGGGUCCAGGCAGCUCUGUGGAACAGUCUCCAAUGGGCUAGUAGGAUGAGAAGGUCCAGGGGUAGUUUGGGAAACGAGGAGAAACAUCACCUCCCCAGACGGUAAACCUACUGAAAAGACGAUUCAAACUCCAGAAGGACCAACACCAAAUAAAUUAUGAAUGUUGAACAAGAUGACCUUACAUCCACAGCAGAUAAUGAUAGGUCCUAGGUUUAACAGGGCCCUAUUUGACCCCCUGCUUGUGGUGCUGUUGGCUCUUCAGCUUCUUGUGGUGGCUGGUCUAGUGAGGGCUCAAACUUGCCCUUCUGUCUGCUCCUGCAGCAACCAGUUCAGUAAAGUGAUUUGUGUACGGAAAAAUCUUAGAGACGUGCCAGACGGCAUCUCCACCAACACCCGGCUACUCAAUCUCCAUGAGAACCAGAUUCAAAUCAUUAAAGUUAAUAGCUUCAAGCAUCUGAGGCACCUAGAAAUCCUGCAGCUCAGCAGGAAUCACAUCAGAACAAUUGAAAUAGGGGCUUUCAAUGGUCUGGCCAAUCUCAACACUUUGGAACUCUUUGACAAUCGUCUGACCACUAUCCCAAAUGGGGCUUUUGUAUACCUAUCAAAACUGAAGGAACUGUGGUUGAGAAACAACCCCAUUGAGAGCAUCCCUUCUUAUGCUUUUAACAGAAUCCCUUCUCUCCGGAGGUUGGAUUUGGGGGAAUUGAAAAGGCUUUCUUACAUCUCAGAAGGUGCCUUUGAAGGUCUGUCCAACUUAAGGUAUUUGAACCUUGCCAUGUGCAAUCUUCGAGAGAUUCCUAACCUUACUCCACUUGUAAAACUGGAUGAGUUAGAUCUUUCUGGGAAUCAUCUGACUGCCAUCCGGCCAGGUUCUUUCCAAGGGUUAAUGCAUCUUCAGAAAUUGUGGAUGAUACAGUCCCAGAUUCAAGUGAUAGAAAGGAAUGCUUUUGAUAACCUUCAGUCACUUGUAGAGAUCAACCUGGCACACAACAAUCUAACACUACUGCCUCAUGACCUGUUCACACCGCUCCGCCUAGAAAGGAUCCACUUGCAUCACAAUCCUUGGAACUGCAACUGUGAUAUCCUUUGGCUCAGCUGGUGGAUUAAAGACAAGGCACCCUCCAACACUGCAUGCUGUGCCCGUUGCCACACGCCCCCCAGUUUAAAAGGAAGGUACAUUGGUGAGCUGGACCUGAAUUACUUCACAUGUUAUGCUCCAGUCAUAGUGGAGCCACCAGCAGAUCUCAACGUCACAGAAGGCAUGGCUGCAGAGAUGAAAUGUCGGGCAUCGACCUCCCUGACUUCCGUAUCUUGGAUUACUCCAAAUGGAUCUGUCAUGACUCAUGGGGCAUACAGAGUUCGGAUUGCUGUGCUCAGUGAUGGCACAUUAAAUUUUACCAAGGUAACUGUGCAAGACACAGGUUUGUACACAUGCAUGGUGAGUAACUCUGUUGGGAAUACCACAGCUUCUGCCACGCUGAAUGUGACCGCCCUGGAUAACCCUGGUUACACGUACUUUUCAACCGUCACGGUAGAGACUGUGGAACCUUCUCAGGAUGAGGCACAGACCACAGAGCAGGUUGGGCCCACACCAGUUACCAACUGGGAAACCAUUAACAUGACAACCUCACUCACUCCACAGAGCACAAGAUCAACAGAAAAAACGUUCACCAUUCCUGUGACGGACACAAACAACGGGAUCCCAGGAAUAGAUGAGGUUAUGAAGACUACCAAAAUCAUAAUUGGUUGUUUUGUGGCUAUCACUCUCAUGGCUGCUGUGAUGCUGGUAAUUUUCUACAAAAUGAGGAAACAGCAUCACCGGCAGAACCAUCAUGCUCCAACACGGACUGUAGAGAUCAUUAAUGUGGAUGAUGAGCUUACAGGGGACACACCCAUAGAGAGUCAUUUGCCCAUGCCAGCAAUAGAGCAUGAGCACUUAAAUCACUAUAACUCUUAUAAAUCUCCUUUCAACCACACAACAACAGUUAACACAAUAAAUUCAAUACACAGUUCAGUGCAUGAACCGUUAUUGAUCCGAAUGAACUCGAAAGACAAUGUUCAAGAGACUCAAAUCUAAAACAUUUAUGACAUUAAGGGGUGGGGUGGGGGGGACAACAAAAGAUGGUUUAUAAAACAAAUGACACAAAUGACUGGGCUAAAUCUACUGUUUCAAAAGUGUCUUUACAAAGAAAAAGAAAUUUAUUUAUUAAAAAUUCUAUUGUGAUCUAAAGCAGACAAAAUUAUGUGUAUUCCUCAGAACCUGUUUUUGCUGCAGUUAUUUACCCUCCUCGUUCCCUUUUUCCUGCCCAAGCUACCCUGACUCCCAUUUGCCAUAUUUUUCAUAGGAGAUCUUGAUUCCCUAAAAGAACUGAUCUAGGAAAUUUUGUAAGAAUUCUGUUACACUUUGGGAAUUUUUAUGGUGAAUUCUAGUGGUGAGAUUCGGUCUAUUUUGUCACUUUCUCUUUUUUCUUUUGUUUUCUCAUGCCCUUUUUGAAAUUAUUCAACAGAGAAUGGAGUAAUAACAGUAACUUUGCAAGUGAGAAAAACAAGUAAACCUUUUUUUUCUCCAUGUAAUGAUUUGCUCUGUAUUUGCCGAAAGCGCCAUUCUGUGAAAAAAAUGGAAAAAAAAGUAAAAAAAAAAAUCAAACCAAAAAUUAAUUUACUUGUGAAAGCCUAUAAAACCCAUGAUCUUUUAAGCAAUUCUAGAAUCCGAAUUUGUAGUUCAAACACUAAACUAAGAUUAUAAAUAAAAUAUUGGUUUUUUUCUGUA